Molecule: messenger RNA, 4668 nt
Organism: Spirodela intermedia
Lineage: Eukaryota; Viridiplantae; Streptophyta; Magnoliopsida; Alismatales; Araceae
Source: the annotation of a GenBank genome assembly
AUGGAGACACCGCCGGGGAGCGCGAGGUCAGCGAGCCCGGAGGCGGAGAUUGGCCACCGCUUGGAGGAUCUGUGGAACGACGUCCAGGUUGAGCCCCUUCUCAGCCCAUCCGAGAAGCUCAACUCCUGCUUCGACGGCGUUCCCGUCUCGUCCUUCCCAUCCGUUCCUUCCCAAGGUCGGUCAGAUUCUUCUAUUCCUUGCCCUCUGCACACUCUCUGUCUCUCCCCCUCGCCUCGUGUGUCUGAUCUGUGUCAUUGGUUGGGUGGUAUUCGAGGAAGAAGGCAGGGUUGCGCUUCGUAGAGGAGGGUGAACUGAUGUGUCGCCCUUUUUCCUAGUUCCUGAUCUCCUUUUUUUAUUUUAUCUUUUAUCCAAUUAACUCAUCGAAAUUUUAGGCCCCCCCGCUCCGAUCGGUGUUUUCUUCACCGCCUUUGAGCAUAGGAGUCUCUGCGGGUAGUACAUCGAUGAAAAAUAACUGAAAGACUUGGAAGAUUACUGUUUUACGGCAUAUUAAGGUGACAUAGAUCGAACAAUUGGUUGUCGAAUGCUCGCAUUCGUGAGGAAAUUUUUACGAGGUAUCGAAAAUAAACAUUCGAUCAGGAGUUCAGACAUUGGUGAGAAACUUUAUCAAUAUUGAAUGACAUUCACGAUGUUCAGAUGUAGGUCUAUUAUAGAAUUCAAAUAAGUCCACAGGUGAAAUUACGAACUCAUAAUAUGUAUGAUCCUGGAUGAGCUGUUUUGUUUCCGAACUUGUAUUCUUUGGAGUACGAUGCGACCACAUGUCACAUGAUAUGGAAGUAUUAUAUAUGGUAUAGAUGUGCUGUUCACUGAAAUUGGUAUUCACUACCGUCUUAAAGUUAUUCUUGCCUUUUUCGAUGGAACACUCAGCGGUGGUACCUCUUCUUGUGCUCUGAGUGUUGAGAAAUGUAUUUCAAAUGUAGAGAUCGUUUGAUAACUCAGAGAAGAAUGAAAAUAAUCGUGCUAGGCGUUCGUUUUAACUCAUUUUCUCAUCGCUAGAAGAUCGGGUAGAAAUGCCGCACAAAUUGUACAAUAACAUUAAUGAUUAUCAGUAGAUCACAGUGAAGCAAUAUUCUGGUGAAUUUAAUGGCUAAAAAGGAGGUUCAAACUAUAGGCAGGGCUUUUGGCACUGUCAAUGAUAGGUCUGGACUUAAAUAUCAGUAAAAACAUAAAUGUAUCAGACUGCACCACAUCCCCCAUGGAUUCAGGUCAGAUGAUAUAGAGCGAGAGGGGAGUGGGGGCUGAGCAUCCCAGAAAACCUCUCUGAGACCAGGCAUAGGAUCCUGUAUGUGAUUUCCGUAAGGAAUGUUGUCUAAGGAAAAAAAGCCUCGAAAAGACUACACGUUGCACCCUGUUGGACUAAGAUUUUUUUUAGAUAGAAGAACUAAAGACACUAAAAUGAAACAGUUAAAAAGUCCAUAUAGCAGGAUAUUUCAAAAUUUUGUAUGCCUAUCCUUGAUUGUUUGAUGCCAACCAGAUCCCUCCAUUGUCUGCUUUUAGAUUCUGCUCUUGCAAAAUAAUGAUAAAUGUAUCACAGAACUAAAAGAUAUAUUUUUUUUACUAUGUUGAGAUUUCAGCAACACUAGGCUGUAUCUUUUAUGCUCGUGUGCAUGUAUAUUCUCGUAUACUGAAGGUUUAAUAUGUAAGGAAUCAACGUAUUCAAUACUUAUACACACAGGUAUCCUGAAGACUGGUGUCUACAUGGGCAUUUCUAUUCUGCGAAAACAUCAUCUUGCAUGUUUAACUUGUUUGCAGUUUAUUUGCCAGAGAAAUAUGGUUUGUAUAAUAGACAAAAGAGAGAAAAAAAACUAAAUAUAGAUUAAUUUCAUUGUUAAGGUUGAUGUUUGGUUCGACUACUAUAUUUAUUCUUCAUUUUAUCUGAACAUAAUUUCACUACUCUGCUAUGUUUUCAGUAAAUUGGUUUCGUUGAAAUAUUUAUAAAUGAUACUGAGUGUUGGAUCUGAUGUUUGUAUCUUUUUGUUUUCUGACCGUCUAUUCAGUAAUCGAGAUCCCUUCGGAUGCCAGUCUGGCCACGGCUGUUGAAAUACUGUCCAAGCAUAAAAUCCUUAGUGCACCUGUGAGGAAUGUAAAUUCUCCAGAAGAUGCCAGUUGGAUUGACCGGUACAUUGGCAUUGUUGAAUUUGCAGGAAUUGCCGUAUGGCUUCUUCACCAGGUUUGAACAUCAAACUGUUUCAGUGUAAGCUGUAUGUGAAAUCAGAAAGCAAUUUUCAAAUGGUUUUAAGUAUGUAAAGUCGGAAGAUUACUUAUGAACGACAAAAGUUUUCUGCAUGUCCAAAAACUGUUAUUAAAAUCUACCACAAAGGAAAAAUAUUUUCAAAAGAAAGCAAUUUUCAAAUGGUUUUAAGUAUGUUAAGUCGGAAGAUUACUUAUGAACGACAAAAGAAAAUCUACCACUAAAAACUCUUAUUAAAACUGCCAAAAAAAAAUAAAAUUGGCUGAAAGUUUGUAUACAGGUGAAGGUGUAGGUAUUAUUUAUUCAAAUCAACCAAUCUAGGUUUCAUCUGGGAAAUUAGUUACUUUGUCAAAAAUAAAUUUGAAGAGCUCUUAUCCCGGUAGAGUGUUGUGAAUCCUAAGAGUUAUUUCGUCAGUAAUCAUGGUUUUGAUUCCGCAUAAUAUUGAUUGAGUCAGCCUACAACGUUUAUUAUCGGAAAUGAUUUUGUUAGGGAGAAGAAUGGAUUAACCCUGGCAGAACAAACUGUUGAUGAAUUAACUGUAAGUGGAUAGACUAUUACAGGUUCCUCUUCCCCAUAUUGGUAAUCAGCAAUAACUUGAAGAACUUUUCCUAUUGAAUGACACAUUUAGAUGAUAAAUGAGCAGGUGGAUGGAGGUUUCACAUAAAAUAUAAGGCUUUAUAUAAUUUGAAUAAAACACAGAGGUGGAUUUUUUUGUGUGCGUGAAUGAUCUUCUCCACGAGAUGGUAGGAUUCCACAUACGAGUUGGAGAAUUACGAAUAUAUUAUGAUCGUCUAAAACAUGGGCUCGUGUAAAACAUAUUACUGUCUUUUCAGGCACCUCUGACUGAAGCUUUUAGAAAUCGUGCUACGAGAAAUGCAUGCCCUCCUUUUUUUUCUGUUUUAGGUUAAAAUCACUUUACUUCCUUCAGUUGGGAACUUGGAGAUUUCAUGGCUCGCCCUCUUUUGCAGUCUGAAGUCGCGGCUCUUGAGAUCAUGGCUGGCUCUCCAAAAGCAGGACGAGCCGCAGGGGGGUUAGCCGCAGCCCUUGGCUCGGUGACGUUGGGAACACCAGCGCCCUCAAAAGCCAGCAAUGCCCCUGCUGCUGCUGGCGGAAUCAGUGAUGCACUUGGACCUGCAGAUUCUGGACCUGAAGCAGCCGAAUCCAUGGGGGGGAGUUUCUUUGAAAAUCUGGCCUCUUCGGAAAUUUACAAGUCUACGAAGGUCAAAUUCGUGAUUGCAUCAUGAAUGGAAUUAAUUUUUGGAUUCCCAUCUAAUUAUCAGACCUUCUGUCUAAAGGCAUCACAUUUUUCUUAAAAAAGGUGUCUGUUUUUACAGGUUGAAGACAUCUCAGGAUCAUUCCGCUGGGCGCCAUUUCUUGCCCUGCAGAGCUCUGAUUCUCUUCUGACAAUGCUCCUGCUUCUGUCCAAGUACAGAAUGAAGAGCCUUCCGGUCGUUGAUCUUGGCGAGGGGAAGAUCGACAACAUCAUAACCCAGUCUUCUGUAGUUCACAUGCUUGCAGAAUGCGUUGGGCUCCACUGGUUUGAGAACUGGGGCACCAAAAGGCUCUUCGAGCUCGGGCUCCCCAUCAUGAAGCCCAGUAAACUUGUCAAGGUUCUUCCUUCUUCCCCUGGAUCUAAGCCCCUGUUCAUUCACAUGGAUCCUAUUUUUUCUCAUGGCCAACUACCCACCAGUUUCUUUUUAUAGUUAGAUUGGCCAGUUUGGAUCUCAAAUGCGAGUCUGAAGAUGUCUGUGACCAGGCAUUGUGGUUAUCAGCAAUGUUUAACAUGUCCUCAUGAGCUCUGCAGGUAAGAGAGGACGAACCAGUUCUCAGGGCUUUCCAGUUGAUGAGAACAAAGGGAAUCGGAGGGCUUCCCGUUAUUGAUGAUGGCGGGAAGAAGCCCGUGGGCAACAUUAGCAUCAGAGAUGUCCAGUACCUUCUCACAGCCCCUGAGAUAUACAAGGACUACAGGUCUGCACUCUCUCUCUCUCUCUCUCUUUCUCAUCUCUCUCUCUCUCUCAUCUCUAUCUCCUGCAUUCAAUGGGGCAGGCAUGUAAUGACAUGAUCAGUGAAAACCAGAUUAUGAAAACUCAAGUACUGACCUCCUGCUUUCAUGGGAAACCUUAUCUUAUCCUCCAUUGGAAUUAUCCGACUCUUUUGCAGAUCGAUCACCGCCAAGAACUUCCUCACGGCCGUCAGAAAGCACCUGGAGGAGCAUGGGGAGACAUCGCCCAUGCUCCUCGGCGUGAUCACCUGCAGGAGAGACGACACGAUCAAAGAUGUGAUCUUGCGGCUGGAUGCCCACAAGAUCCACAGGAUCUACGUUGUCGACGAGGAGGGCCUCGUCGAGGGGGUGAUCACCCUCAGGGACAUAAUCUCCAAGCUGGUCCACGAGCCACGGCACUACUUCGGGGAUUUCUUCGACGGGGUUGUCCCCCUGCCCCAGAACAGCCGAGUCUGA